AUGGAUGAUAGUAAUCAUGAGUUGGUUAAUAUGUUAACUAAUCAAAUGGGUACAUUUUUUAAUCCUGUGAUACAGGAAUUUGCUGAAACAAAUAGGCAGGUGGUUAAUCAAUUGACACGCUUGUGUAACUUCAUGGGGGCACCGCCUCGACAGACGGCACAAGUGGUCAGGCAAACCAUUCCUGUUCAAGUAGAGAUAGGGGCGGCAGAAGAUGAGACAGCCCAUGAGGGACAAAUCCUUAGACCCCAAGAGAAUCUAGGCGUUGAGCUAGGAGUAGCAGGACGUAACCAGAUGGUGAAUGGUAUGAGUGCCACAUUGCAAACGCCGCUAUAUGCUUCCCCAUUGGCUGAAUUUAUUCUCCAAACCGAGGCACCUCGGGGAAUGAAAGUGCCUAAAUACACUAAGUUUGGGGGAGAAUCUGGCGAGUCGAUAAUAGAACAUAUUGCCAGAUAUUUAACAGAGUCAGGAGAUUUGGCUCACAAUGAGGGUUUGAGAGUAAAAAACUUUCCUUCCUCUUUGACUAUGGCUGCCUUCACAUGGUUCACUUCUUUGGCCAAAGUUCAAUUGAUUCGUGGGCCAACUUAG
This is a messenger RNA of Lathyrus oleraceus (garden pea), 585 nucleotides long. RefSeq lists its product as uncharacterized. The transcript is spliced from 2 exons. Lineage: Eukaryota; Viridiplantae; Streptophyta; Magnoliopsida; Fabales; Fabaceae. The coding region runs from base 1 to 585 and encodes 194 amino acids. The record is from RefSeq and is a predicted model, not a curated record.